This is a messenger RNA of Egretta garzetta (little egret), 711 nucleotides long. RefSeq names its product lipoyl(octanoyl) transferase 2 (gene LIPT2). Lineage: Eukaryota; Metazoa; Chordata; Aves; Pelecaniformes; Ardeidae. The transcript has a single exon. The record is from RefSeq and is a predicted model, not a curated record. Gene Ontology annotation, biological process: protein lipoylation. Gene Ontology annotation, cellular component: mitochondrion. The annotation marks the transcript as partial.
UUGGCCCCCGCAGGGGUGCACUGCGGGAAUCACAUCACCUCCCACGGGCUGGCGCUCAACUGCUGCACCGACCUCACCUGGUUCGACCACAUCGUCCCCUGCGGGCUGGAGGGGAAAGGCGUCACCUCGCUGAGCCGCGAGCUGGGCCGGCACGUCACCGUCGACCACGUCCUCCAGCCCUUCCUCGACUCCUUCCAGGAGGUGUUCGACUGCACCUUGGUCUUUUCGGAAGACCCGGGGGACUAGGAGAGCCGCGGCGCCUCGGCUGGGUGUUUCGGCAAACCCUCGGCACGGCCGACCAGCGGCGCGGCAGCCGCCUCGGGGCUUCGUCGCCAGACAAGGGCUCUCUCGUGGCUUUGCCCGUAGACCGCGGGCGAGCGCUGGCGCAGGGCUUCGGGCUGUUGCUGAAAUAUCCAAACCGCCGUGGGGGCUGCGUGCCCGGCCCCGCGGGUCUCCAGCCCUCAGCUGAGACCUCCAAGGGUCCCACGGCCCCGUCGCUGGCUGGGGAAAUGUGCAAACAGGCGCUUUUGUGUGGGUUUUUUUGCCUCUCUCUUCCCCUCCCCCCCCAAAAAAUCCAAAAUUUGGGUGAACGCUCCUGCGCCCUUCGGACAAGAGGAAGAGGGACCGGUUGGUUGAGCGUCCUCCCCUCGCCGCCGCGUAGAAAGAGGCUGAUUUACGAUAAAGAGAGUUGCUGGGAACUUUGGCCGCUGA